Messenger RNA from Odobenus rosmarus divergens (Pacific walrus), 2562 nucleotides. It is a transcript of the gene MEFV, whose product is annotated as Mediterranean fever. The record is from RefSeq and is a predicted model, not a curated record. Gene Ontology annotation, molecular function: zinc ion binding; protein binding. The transcript is spliced from 10 exons. Lineage: Eukaryota; Metazoa; Chordata; Mammalia; Carnivora; Odobenidae. Bases 10 to 2562 code for a protein of 850 amino acids.
GUCAACACCAUGAUCAAGACCCCCAGUGACCAUGUGCUGGACUCCCUGGAGUCGCUGGUGCCCAGUGACUUUGAGAAGUUCAAGUUUAAGCUGAAGAACAGCCUGGAGAAGGAUCACUCCCGGAUCCCCUGGGGCCAGGUCCAGAAUGCCAGGCCAGUGAAGCUGGCCACUCUGAUGAUCACCCACUUUGGGGAAGAGUAUGCUGUGAGGCUGACCCUGCAAGUCCUGAGGGCCAUCAACCAGAACUUCCUGGCAGAGGAGCUUGACAGGGCCAUCAACCCAGAGUAUCUGAUACAAGAAAGUGGCCCAAACAAUUCAACAAUGUCUUAUUCCUCUGGGGAGAAUAAGCCCAAGGGCCUGAGGAUAUCAGAUGGCCUGGAAGGUGAUAGGCAGCGGCAAAGUGGUGAUGGGGCCCUCAGCCUGCCAUCCAGCCAGCAUGAGGCUGGAAGGGGGCCCCAGAAGAAGCCUCAGGGCAAAUGGAGAGGUCAGAAGAGCUCUGAGGGCCUGGAUGUGCUGGGCAAGCCAGGGGCCAGGAGCGUGACUCUGUCCUCCAGGAGAAGCCCACUCUCUGGCAAGCCACAGGUGGAGAAAUGGACUCCUAGUUUCAAGCUACGCAGGAAUGUCAGCUCUUCAGGAAGCCUCCAAGAAGUUGCCUGUGGGUCGGUUACUGGGUCCCUAGGAAGAGUAAAAUCCAGGAUCUCUGAAGAACAUUUACCUUCAGAGCAGAAGCGACCCAGAAGUCUUGAAUUUACCAUUUUUUUGGGAGAGAGAGAACCCCCCAAUCCAGAAACUCUUCUGCCUCAAGAGAAAAUGAGAAGUGAUCAUCCAGACUCAGCAGCCACCCCCAGUGAAGUGGCCACUCUGGAUGGAGGUGCUACUGUGGCUCCAGAGAAAGGCUCCAAGAAUCCAGAACAGUCCAUGAUCCUGAAGGGGGGAGUAUUCAGGAAUACACUUUCCAAUGUAUCACUCUCUGGAGACCAGACGACCUGGGAGCAUCCAGAAUCUACAGGACCUUCAAAGAAAAAUGGAACUGAGGGUCAAGAACCUUCUGAGACCUUGAGGGAGGUGGUAGGCAGUGAGCUCCACCAGGCUUCAGGUCCAGAAGUCCCUCCUUCUUCAGGGAAGCCACAGGAUGAGGCUGUGUAUCCCCUUUGCCGUGCCCAGGAAGGAGAUGAUUCCUGCAGAUACUCCAUUACUUCUAGGUAUCCUAAGACCUCAGGCAAAUGCUCACCCAGCAGCUUCCUAAGCCUGGCCUCACUCACAGUAAAUAACUCUGAAGACUACAAGCAUCAAGAAGGCCUGCAGAUAGCCAGCUUGAGUCCCAAGUCCUUGCCACAGUGUGAGCGACACAUGAAGCAGGUCCAGCUGCUCUUCUGUGAGGACCAUAAGGAGCCUAUCUGCCUCAUCUGCAGGCUGAGUCAGGAACAUCAAGGCCACUGGGUGCGCCCCAUCGAAGAGGCUGCCCUGGAAUACAAGGAGCAAAUUCAAAAGCAGCUGGAGCAUCUGAAGGAGUUGAGAAAAUCUGGGGAGGAGCAGAGAUCUCAGGGGGAUAAGAAGACUGCGAAAUUCCUGAAACAAACUGAAACCCAGAAGCAGAGACUCCGGCACCAGUUGGAGCAGCUGUACCAUCUUCUGGAGGAGCAAGAGAAGCUCUUUGUGGCCUCAAUAGAGGAUCUGAACCAGACCAUUGGCCAGGUCAGGGAGAAAUAUAGCACCCAAGUGUCCAGAGACAUUGCCCUUCUUGACGAGCUGAUUGGGGAGCUGGAGGCCAAACAGUACCAGCCGGAAUGGGAGCUCAUGCAGGACAUCGGAGUCACCCUGCACAGGGUCAAGAUGGCGACUGUUCCUAAGCCAUGGAACACUCCUCCAGAGGUGGAAAAAAAGAUCCACUUCAUCUACCAGAAAUCAGAGUUUGUGGAGAAGAGCAUGAAGUCCUUCCUGGAAACCCUGCGUUCAGAAAUGGACACCUUUAAUGUUCCAGAACUGAUUUGCGCUCAGGCACAUGCCGUUAAUGUGAUUCUGGAUGCAGAAACUGCCCAUCCCAACCUCAUCUUCUCUAAUAACCUGAAGAGUGUGAAACUUGGAAACAAGUGGAAUCGUCUGCCUGAUAAUCCAGCAAGAUUUGAUAGUUGCAUCAUCGCCCUAGGCCUUCCAAGCUUCCUCUCUGGCCGCCAUUACUGGGAAGUGGAGGUGGGAAACAAGACAGGGUGGAUCCUGGGCAUCUGCAAGGCAUCCGCGAGCAGGAAAGGGAGCAUGACUCUAUCACCCGACAAUGGCUACUGGGUGGUGAUGAUGAUGAAGCGGAAUGAGUACCAGGUGUCCACCAUUCCCCCAACACGCUUGCAGAUAAAGGAACCCCCCAGACGUGUGGGCAUCUUCCUGGACUACAAGGCUGGAGACAUUUCCUUUUACAAUGUAACAUACAAAUCCCUCAUCUACACAUUCACCAGUUUCUCUUCUUCUGGGCCCCUUCAGCCUAUGUUCAGCCCUGGAACACAUGAUGGAGGGAAGAACAUGGAUCCUCUGACCAUCUGUCCGGUGGGUGACCAGGGGACUCAGUGA